UGAUCAUGGUGAAGACAAAGCGGGUGUGUGAGAAAUGUUAGUGUAAAUUUUAGUGUAAAUAUUGGGACUAUAUGUUGAAUCCUAAGAAAUUUAUCAGUGCCUAUAAACAUGGGAUUAUGGAGCUACACGAUCAUAUACCUGCUAGCCACGUUAUACCUACGAUGUGAAGGUGAGGAUGAGAGGCCCGCUGUUCACAGAGAAAAUGGUGAACUGGGACGUGAGAGGUCGGCACUGAGCGAGUAUGUGAGCCGAUACGAGGUGUUGCGCUACAACCCGGAGCAGGUCCACCGCGACCAUGAGCGCGUCAAGAGGUCGCUGUAUAAAGAUGAAGAGCUGACCAUAGCAUUUGCCUCCCAUGGACGGUCAUUUCACCUGCGACUGAAGCGGGACACACAGACGAUCAGUCCAUAUGUCAAAGUAGAAGUUCCACCCAGAUUAGAAGGGCUGGAUUUUAACCACCUUUACGAAGGGACAGUUGAAGCUGAUCCCGGAUCAAAGGUCUGGGGAAGUGUUAGAGGAGGAGUAUUUGAAGGAGUCAUAGAUAGUGGGCGGGAUGGUGUAUACUAUGUAGAGCGAGCAAACAAGUACUUCCCUCGCCACAAUGCAACAUCCUCGGGCUUCCACUCCCUCAUAUACCACGACAACCAUGUGGAGGACCCAUAUGCCCGGGUGCGUUCCGGGCAUUCCUCAGGAUGUGGUAUAACAGAUGACGUAGCAGCAUGGAUGGACCGUGUUCAAAACUCUGCAGACCUUGUAGAGGAAAAGGAGGAGGCUAGUAAACAGUACCAACAAACUCCGGCUCAUCUGCUUAGUCAGUAUAAGUACAAAAAAUGGCUAGACUCUCAUGAAAAUUACAAAACAAGUGGAGAGGAGGAUGGCAUUUCAGAUUUCUAUGAAACCAUCUUGGAAGAUUACCAUAAUAAGUACAGUGCGCAAGCAAAUAGUCGAACGAAGAGAGCAGUUGGAAUGGGUGUUGGAGAAGACAACAAAGGGACAUGCUCUCUCUCAAUCCAAACAGAUCCCAUGUUAUGGCACCACAUAUACAAACAGGAGGAGAAUGAUCCCAUCAGGACUCGGGAUGAGAUUACAGCAAUGAUCUCACAACAUAUCAAAGCCAUCAAUAAUAUCUACGGCAAUGUAAAAUUUGAGGGAAAAUAUAAGCACAGGAACAUACGAUUCGAAGUGCAGAGAAUCAAGAUUGAUAAUGAUGAGCCUUGCCGUCCUAACUGGACGGGAGAACCAAACAAAUUCUGUAAAGCUAACGUGGAUGUGAGCAACUUCCUGAAUCUACAUUCCCAAAAGAAGCAUGACGACUUCUGUCUUGCUUAUGUGUUCACGUUUAGGGAUUUCACAGGUGGUACCCUUGGCUUAGCCUGGGUUGCUUCUCCAUCAGGUGCCUCUGGUGGUAUUUGUGAAAAGUACAAGACCUAUACAGAGAACCUGGGAGGUUUCCGUCACUCUGAAAAGAGAUCCCUCAACACUGGUAUAAUCACAUUCCUCAACUACAACUCUCGAGUUCCUCCAAAGGUCUCACAGCUCACAUUGGCUCACGAGAUUGGUCAUAAUUUUGGCUCACCACACGACUUUCCUGAGACCUGUAAGCCUGGGGGUCUGCUGGGGAACUACAUUAUGUUCUCCUCUGCCACCAGUGGAGAUCGGCCAAAUAAUGACAAGUUUUCUCAGUGCUCCAUUCGUAAUAUAUCUCUGGUUCUUGAUGCCAUAUCAGAAAAGAGAAGAACAAACUGUUUCUCAACCAACAAUGGUGCCUUCUGCGGAAAUAAGAUCGUUGAAGAAGGGGAGGAAUGUGACUGUGGUUAUGAUGAUGAGGAAUGUGAAGAAAAGUGUUGUUAUCCACUCAAGAUUUCUCAGAAUGAUAAAAUGCAGAAUUCAUCUGCAAGAGAGUGCAGACGCAGAAAGAACACACAGUGCAGUCCAAGUGAAGGGCCUUGCUGUAGCAGAGACCAUUGCACAUAUGUGAAGCAUGAUACUCGAGUUCAGUGCCAUUCUGAGACAGACUGUGAGGAAUCAGUAAAUUGCAAUGGUCGCAUGGCACAGUGCCCAUCGCCCAGGAAGAAGCGUGAUCACAAACAGUGCAAUGAAGGCACAAAGGUCUGUAUUAAAGGAAAAUGUAGUGGAUCAAUAUGUCUUGCACACAAGUUGACGGAGUGUUUCCUCACAUCGGACCGUGUGAAAGACAAAAAGAAGCUGUGUGAAAUUGCUUGUCAAGAAGGCAAUGACACUUCCACUUGUAAAUCUACUUCAGAACUAAGGCAUAUCUUUGGUGAACCUGUAUUUAUGAGACCUGGAGCCCCAUGUAAUAACUUCCAGGGUUAUUGCGAUGUCUUCCAAAAAUGUCGUGCAGUGGAUGCUGAGGGACCCCUUGCAAGACUCAAGAACCUACUCUUCAACCAGGACACACUUAACAGUGUUGCUGAGUGGAUCACACAAUAUUGGUAUGGUGUGAUGAUGCUAGGUGUUGGCUUUGUGGUCUUCAUGGGCAUUUUCAUCAAGUGCUGUGCAGUGCACACCCCAUCUAGCAACCCUCGCAAACCUCCAGCGCGAUCCAUCACAGAAACUCUACGUAGACCUGUCAGCACUCUCAGAAGAGUCAAACGACAUCGCCAAGGCCCGAGCCCAAAUGCCCAGGGUGCCCCGGGCCCCAGUCACCAUCAUCACCACCAUCUUCAUCACCACAACCAGCCUGGGCCAUCUCGCCAUAGUGGGGGAGCAGCAGCAGCAGCAGCGGUGCCCGAACGGCCAAAGGGAGGAGCCAAGAGGUCUAGUCGGGCAUACAGUGAUGAUCCGCCACCACCCUACCCCGGGAACCCCAGACCUCUUAGCUCUUCUAAUCCGGGAAAUUCUGUCACACCAGUCAAUCGUAGCGGCCCUACCCGUCACGGAUAUGGUGAGGGUCGGGGACACUAUAACAGACCCAAAGGCGGCAGACGGCACGAGAAUUCUGCUGUAUAGUGUAAGCUUCAGCCCCACCCCUGGAGUGACCUUGUGAUACUACUGCUGUAAAGUGGCCACCCUGUGGGGCGCUCCUGACUGCCACUCCCUGUAUGCAGCCUUCGUCAGUGCUGACAGCCAAUCUGUGCAACCCUUCAUAGGUGCAUGUUGGCACUUCACAAACUAAUCAAACAACAGCAGUGCAUACUUUAAGACAAGCAGAUUGCAGGAAAACAAUGCUAUAUAGUGAUAUUCAGUCUUUUGGCCAUGAAGAUAAUGUGCUCUUAAACUUGACAAAAAAGCACUGGAUUAAACAGUGAUAAAGUGGUCAAGGAAAAACAAAGUAUAACAUUUUGUCUUGUGAUGGAGCCCUGGCCUGUCGCCACUUGACUCCAUGAUAAGGUUUUCUGUGUCAGGCCUUAGAUAGAAAUCUGUAUAUGAUGUCACAUGAUUAAGGAAGGAGAGACAGGACAACUGGCAUAGAAGGAUUGCAUAUAGUGAAGAAAUAUUUAUCGUAAGUCUAGUGAUUUAUUAUUGAUUGUAUUUACUGAAUGUUAAGGCAUGAAUGACCAAGUGACAUGAGGGAUCCUGAGCGUUGUGAAUGGGUGUUGUAAUGUUGCAGUGAGGAAAGAAUAGUGGUGCUUUGUGAGUUUUUCUUUUUUUUUUUUUUUCUUCUCUCAUUACACUAUAAAAAGAAAUUAAGGAAUGCGGCAUGGAAGCCAUCUCCAGUGUGGGUUAUACGCCAACUGUACAGAAAGAUAUGGGUUUCUCUCAACCCUUUGAAAACAGUUCAUGUGUGUGAGACAUAGUAAACACAAUUUGAUAAUGCUUUUUUAUUUGCAUAUAUGUGCUCAUGUAUAACACUGUUAUAAAAAGUUAUAUGAUUGGUGGUAUUAUGUGAUCAUUGUUUAUCAGAUUUAUUAAGAGUUGAAUCCUUUAAAAUAGGUUGGAGAUUUUUGGUACUGCAUUAUAUUAAUUGUUAUAUAAGAUUUUGUUCAACUUUUAUGAAGACAGAGAAGUUUGAAUUUUUAUAUCAUUCCCUGUAGACCUUUGCAUUUAUCAAUGAUGGUGUUAGAGUAAGAGUUUGAUGUAUAGAUAUUCCAGUUGGCAAAGGUAAUUGUAGGUUUUUUGAAUAAUGUACAAUAUCGAAAAUACAGGCCAAAGGGUUAUUCUGUCAUUUGAUUACAUCUCUGGAAAUUAUUUAUAAAGCUUGUAGAGUGUUUGGCACCGGAAGAAUGCUGCAUUAUAUACUGCACAGUCAGCUCUGUUGGAGCACCAAGACAAGCAUCUGUAAGAGGGAACUAUCAUUCAAUUUUUACACAUGGUUGUAUUUAAUUAAAGGAUAAAAACUUAGCUCUCAGGUUGGAGAUGACAUGUUUUAUAUUUCAUGUCCUCUUUUUUCCCCACCUGGUAAAUAGUACCAGAUUCCUUUCCACCCACCACCAUGUCCACUCCCAGAUGUUUCCUGUUUGUUCACUUAGUGCCUGUCCAUUUAGUAGCCCAGACUACAUCACACAUUUCUGUUCCUAUUUCAUUUCUAUAAUUAUGUACCUUCCUAAAACCACGAAAUGAGAAGACCUUUUUGUAGCAUUUUUCUUCUUUUCAUCACGUUUUUAUGAGUUCUGAACAAGUAGUGUUUUAUUUUAAUGAGGUGUAUCAUUCCUGUGACCUUCAAAAAAUAAAUGAAUAAAUAAAUCACUCAUUGUAAAUUAAUCUGGGAUCCUUGUAGGCUUACCCAAGAGACCCAUGUUUAUGCUAACCUUCCCUGCUCCCCAUAUGCUAACCUCCCUUUCCACCCUCAUGCUCACCCUGAACCUGAUCUGUACGCUCACAAUAGCCCCUCCCAACACCUCUCAUGGUGCCCCAAGUCCACAUUAUUAGGGAGUGCUGGAACAGAUUUGUCAUCAGCUCAAAGUAUUUUUUAUGUUUGAAAUAAAAGGCAUUGCAAGAAAAUGGAAAUACUGGUGAGCCUGACAGUGGUAUAUACAGUAACUUUGGGCCUUGGCUUUGCUCCCACUUGGUUUGGUUAGAUACUGAAAUGCUGUCUGUACUAUUCAUCAGUCAUACUUUGAUACAAUUGGUGUACAAGAAAAAUACAGCCUCUCACAAUAAGAGGUUGCAUCUUUGAUCUUUGAUUCUACGAGGGAGCCUAACUGAUGCUCAUUGUGAAGUUCCUGCACUCACCAUAUGUGUAGAAGUGUGUCAAAGUGUAUGUAUGUAUGACGGAUGGAAACAAAUUUUUUUAUAUAUUUCACUAACUUGUGUUGGUAAGGAAAGAUGCACUCAUGUUUACCAUGUGCCCUGUGUCAUGUAGCAUUAAGCGAGUAAAAAUUUUGUACUAAAUAUUUAUCUUCAUAUCUUGCAGAAAUACCACAAACUUAAGAGCUUUGGUGGGUAUUAAAAUAUCCAGUUCCAAAGCAUGUUCAGUCCUCAUUAUGGAGUAUAUACAAGUUGUUCUAAACAGUAAUAUGCAGUGUUCAUAUUUGUCAGGGAUCACAGGAUUCCUAGCAUGUGAAAAAGAACCUUUUUUUGCUAUGGUCACUUGAUUAAUUUUUGAUAUUCUAGCAUUCCAAAGAGAAAGUUAUGGACCAAAGAGUGCAAUAGCCAUAGCUUACAGUUUUGAUCUUUGCCCACUUGUGUUAAUCUACUUUCUCUCAUGCUUUUUAGGUCAGUGAAUUAUACUUUACAGUCAGAUAUUUAGAACAAAAAGUGUUUGUAUAUGUUCAUUAAAAUGGCAGUAUUGAAAUUCUUGAUGUUAUUUCAUUUUGUGAAAAAAAUCACACUUGGGUAAUAAUUGGUGCUCUAACUAUACCUGGAUAAGAGCAUGAGAAUGAUGAUAUAAAUGUGGAUCCCAGGUAUCAUUUCUAUGUUUUUGAAAAUUGACCUAUUCAUUAAUUAUAGUAAUUAUUAUUUUUGUGAUGUUGCUAAAUAUUUUGAUUUCUCUUGGUAUGAUUUCCAAAAAUCCAUUUGAUCCCCCGUCCAAAUUUCGGCCAUAUUCCUUGCCCUUUGUCUAGCCCUGAAGAGCACCCAAGUGACCUUCCAGAGAUACCCAGAAAAUUGUGAUGCAGGUAUGGCCAUGUAUUUAGUGCUGAUGGAUCAGUACUAAAUCUCAUCACACAAAACCAAAUGGGAAAUGUUUUAACACAUUUUAAAAGACAUUCCCAAGAAGAUAAUGAAGGUCUCUGAGUGCUUAUGGUCUGAAGAACUAUAGCCAUCAGAGUUGUGUCUAAAGUUAAAGCAAUUAUUUAUUGAGAUUUUCCCCUGUUUUGAAGCACAAACUUCAAGAAUCUAGGUUGUUAGACGGUUUUCAAAAUUCGUUCAUUCAAGACAUAACAAUAAGGAGAUUCAUUAGCAUUUUAUCUGAAAAUGUAACAGUGGGAAAUGCACACAUAUUUACAAUUGUUUAGUUGUGUUAUGUAAUGCUUAUGUAUGAUUUUGAAUUACAGUAAUUAUAUUGGUAAUGUCUUAUUGAAAAAGUUACUGAACAUAUUGCAGCAUUGCACAUAGCACAGCAUCUGAUUAAAUCAGUUAUUAAUUUGUGUGAAUAUUUAUGAAAGGAAUCAGAAGAAGCAUCAGUAUUAUAACGACUAUUAGACACAGCUCUCUAGCUUCCAAAAGUACCUAAAGAUGCUCCAUAUCAAGACGUGAACCAUAUGUUGGCUGUAAAGUGUAUAUUGGGCAUUAUGAUUGCACAAUCCAUCACAGACUUCCCAGGACAGCCUGAAAUAAUUGAUAUAGGUUUGCCUUUAUUCUGUAUUUUAAAAGUAACUUGAAAUAUUUUAUGUACAGCCUCUUUAUUCCCUAUUGUCAGUUUGAUGUUCUGUACCUAGCCUGAAGGUAAUAUUGCACAGUGCUGUUUUGUGCAACCUUAUUGCUAGCUUAAUGAUAAGAAUCACCAGAAGCCAUUAAGACAUAUUUUCAAGUCACUGAUUUGAGAAUUGACUGGGAAAAAUUAUAUGGGUUAAUCUGCUAAAUGAUUCAUAUCACAAUGUUAGUAACAAAAAGAAAAUAAAAAAAAGAAAAAAGAAAACAAAUAAAAGGAAAAAAAUCCAUAAAGAGAAGUUUGUAAAAUCUAGCACUGCGUAAUAAGACCAUAGAUACACACUAAUCCUUUAUGUUUACAUGAUGCAUCUGGGCAUAAAUUAGUUUUAAUAUGUUUCCAUAUAUGUAGUAUGAUCAUUGUUACAGUCAGUACACACUUGAUAUUAACGUGAGUGACAUCAUUUCUUAGAACUCAGUGUUUUAUGAUCACUCCAUAUGUUUAAUAAAUAAAUGAUGUGUGCUUUUUA
Penaeus chinensis is the source of this 7238-nucleotide messenger RNA. RefSeq names its product disintegrin and metalloproteinase domain-containing protein 10-like (gene kuz). Gene Ontology annotation, molecular function: metalloendopeptidase activity. Gene Ontology annotation, biological process: membrane protein ectodomain proteolysis; Notch signaling pathway. Bases 109 to 2970 code for a protein of 953 amino acids. NCBI's taxonomy places the organism in Eukaryota, Metazoa, Arthropoda, Malacostraca, Decapoda, Penaeidae. Gene Ontology annotation, cellular component: plasma membrane. The record is from RefSeq and is a predicted model, not a curated record. The transcript is spliced from 15 exons.